Oldenlandia corymbosa var. corymbosa is the source of this 2286-nucleotide messenger RNA. Lineage: Eukaryota; Viridiplantae; Streptophyta; Magnoliopsida; Gentianales; Rubiaceae. The record is from the annotation of a GenBank genome assembly.
AUGCUUCUGACUACGGUGUGGAAGCCAUUCAAAAUUAGGCGCUGUUUUUUUUCAGGCACAAUUACUACCAUCCAGUUCCAAGCUGCGCCAUUAUCAUCAACAACAGCAACUCACUCUCCCGCCAUCAUUUCAAGAUUCAAACCCAAACCCAUUUUAGAAAACAACAACGUUAGCCUGCAUCUCCAAAGCAGUGAUCCAACCCGCUUUCGACAUACAUCAUAUGCGCAGCUCUUCCGAGAAUGUGCUCGUGAUGGUACACUCGACCUAGGCCGAUCCCUCCACCUUCGUAUGCUCAAUUAUGAACCCAGCAUUCCCAUUGACCUAUACACCACCAACCAUCUCCUCAACAUGUAUGCCAAAUGUGGGGACUUAAGUACAGCACGGAAGCUGUUCGAUGAAAUGCCCGACAAGAAUUAUGUCACCUGGACUUGUCUUAUUUCGGGUUACUCUCAACAUGGGAUGGUGGAUGAAUGCUUUCAUAUGUUUCGUAUGAUGAUAGCUUCUCAUUGUAGACCGAAUGAUUUCGCUUAUACGAGUGUGCUUUCGAUUUGUGAUAGUAGUGGUGGUCGGCAAGUCCAUGCUAUCGUGUUGAAAACCGGAUUUUGUGCCUGCGUGUAUGUUGCCAAUGCUUUGAUAACUAUGUAUUCAAGGAGAAACAGCAGCCCAAGGAUGGAGGAGGCGUGGAAGGUAUUCAAUAGGAUGGAAUUCCGGAAUGUUGUUACUUGGAAUGCUAUCAUUGCCGGGUUUCAAGAACGAGGAGAGUGUAUUGGGGCUAUGACAUUUUUCAUCACGAUGUGUAGGGAUGGUGUUUGGUUUGACCGUGCUACCAUUUUAAGUGUGGUUUCUGCAUUUUGGGGGAGUCAAGAUGAAAAGCUUUCAGGUUGUCUCAAGUGUUGCUUACAAAUGCAUGGUGUUGCUGUAAAGACUGGAUUUGUUUUUGAUGUGUCUGUGGCAACUGCUUUACUAAAUGCUUAUUCGCGUCUUGGAGGAGGAGAGGUUGUUGGUGCGUGUUAUCAGUUGUUUCUAGAGACAACUGAAGGUUAUCGAGAUAUUGUUUUGUGGACUGGAGUUAUGACUGCUUUUGCUGAGAGAAAUCCUGAAGGAGCCCUUAUGCUUCUGAAUUGUUUGCGUAGAGAAGGUUUGGAGCCAGACUGUUAUGCCUUUUCGACUGUACUGAAAGCAUGUGGGAGUGGGAUGUUUGUGGCCGACAAGCAUGCUUUGGCUGUGUACUGUCAAGCGAUUAAAGCCGGUUGUACAAAUGUCAUUGUACUUCAGAAUGCCUUGAUUCAUGCGUUUGCUAGGUGUGGCUCGAUUGCCUUUGCCAGGGAAGUUUUUGAUGGAAUGCUUAAAAGGGAUGUAGUUUCUUGGAACUCAAUAUUGAAAGCUUAUGCUUUGCAUGGGCAAGGCAAGGAAGCAUUGGGCGUCUUUAAACUUAUGGUCUUGGAUGAUGUUGAACCUGAUGCCACCACUUUCACUGCAAUUCUUUCGGCUUGUAGCCAUUCGGGCAUGGUGAAAGAAGGGACGGAGAUUUUUCAUAACAUGUUUAAGAAAUACAGAGUUUUUCCCCGACUUGAUCACUAUGCUAGCAUGGUUGACAUUCUGGGGCGAGCAGGCCAUCUACAAGAGGCUGUAAAGAUGAUAAGGGAAAUGCCCGUGGCACCUGAUUACGUUGUCUGGAGUGCUUUUGUUGGUGCAUGUAGGAAACACGGCGAAACUCAGCUGGCUAAUUUUGGGCUAUCGAAAUUGAAGGAGUUGGAUCCAGAAAAAUCUCUAGGAUAUGUUUUACUGUCAAACUUAUACUGCUCUUCUGGCAGUUUUGACAACGCUCGUUUGAUAAGAAAAGUAAUGGAAGGGCUGGGAAUAAAGAAGCAAACUGGUUUGAGCUGGACAGAAAUUGGGAAUCAAAUACAUGAAUUUGCUUCUGGGGGCCGAACACACCCUUUAGGUGAUACUAUCCUUGCGAAUACGAAAGAUUUCAUUGAGAAAUUAAAGAAAAUGGGAUAUGUUCCAGAAACUAGUUUGGCCUUGCGUGACGUAGAAGAAGAGCACAGAGAGGAGGAAUUGUAUUACCACAGUGAGAAGCUGGCUUUGGUGUAUGCUUUGAUGAUGAAUGCUGCUGAUUUUAGUGGUUCUAUUAAGAUCAUGAAGAACAUUCGUAUCUGUCCAGAUUGCCACAAUUUCAUGAAGAUAGCAUCAGAACUGGCCCAGAAGGAGAUUGUUGUGAGAGAUUCGAAUCGUUUCCAUAUUUUCAAGAAGGGGCUCUGCUCUUGCAAUGACUUCUGGUAA